AUGGAAUCAGACAUGCUUACUCGAGGGCUCCUCUACCUCUUCCUCAUGGUGGUGGGCGUUCCCGGUAACUCCACGGUGAUCUGGGCCUUCCUCCACUUGGGGUACUCCGAGCGUAAGCUCCUUCCGGCCGACGCCAUCGUGCUGCACCUGGCCUGUGUGAACCUCCUGGUGGUGGGGGUGCGAUGCCUGCUGGAGACCCUGGCCACCUUCCAGCUGGCCAACGUCUUUAACGACACGGGCUGCAAGGCUGUGAUCUUCAUCUACCGCACCUCGCGCUCGCUCUCCAUCUGGCUCACCUUCGUGCUCAGCGCCUUCCAGUGCCUGAGCAUCGCUCCGCCAGGCUCCAGCUGGGCCACGCUGCGGGCGCUGGUGUCCCGCUACCUGGGCUUCAUCUUCCUGGCGCUGUGGGUCCUCAACACAUCCAUGAGCUCAGCGGCCAUCGCCUUCUCGCUGGGUUCGGGGAACGGCUCGGGGCUCAUGCAGCACGGCAUCAACGUGCAGUUCUGCUUCGUGCGCUUCCCCUCGCGCCUGUCACGAGACGCCAACGGGGCGGGGCAGGUGGGCCGCGACGUGGUGCCCAUGGCGCUCAUGGCCACCGCCAGCCUGAUCAUCCUGGUCUUCCUGUACCGCCACAGCCAGCAGGUGAAGACCCUGCGAAGUGGAGGGGCCACUGCCGGUAAACGGCAGGGCUCCUCCGCAGAGCAGCGCGCGGCCAAGGCGGUGGUCGCCCUGGUGACCAUGUACGCGACGUUCUACGGGGUGGACAAUGGGCUUUGGGUAUACACCCUCACCGUGCAGAAGACAAUGGGGUCCUCUCUGACGUCCGACCUGCGCAUCUUCUUCUCCUCGCUCUACGCUGCCAUUAGCCCCAUCAUCAUCAUCAUCACCAACAGGAAGGUCAGCAAGCGGCUGAGCUGUCGGCGGGAGGACGAGAAGCCCGUGCAGAGCGCCGACACCGCUCUCUCCACCAUGUGA
Conger conger (European conger) is the source of this 975-nucleotide messenger RNA. Its product is annotated as olfactory receptor class A-like protein 1. Lineage: Eukaryota; Metazoa; Chordata; Actinopteri; Anguilliformes; Congridae. Gene Ontology annotation, cellular component: membrane. The transcript has a single exon. The record is from RefSeq and is a predicted model, not a curated record. Gene Ontology annotation, biological process: G protein-coupled receptor signaling pathway. Gene Ontology annotation, molecular function: pheromone receptor activity. The coding region runs from base 1 to 975 and encodes 324 amino acids.